This is a messenger RNA of Symbiodinium sp. CCMP2592, 1746 nucleotides long. Lineage: Eukaryota; Dinophyceae; Suessiales; Symbiodiniaceae. The record is from the annotation of a GenBank genome assembly.
AUGGGAAGCGCUCUGAGUGGGCUUUGCUCUGAAGUGGAGACAAACCCUGUAAACUUGGCACCAGUGCACGAGUGCCAAUUCCCGCUCCAUGUCAUGAAGGUGUCCGACUUCCUUGAGAUGGAGGGAGUCCCAGAAGCCCACGCAGUACUGAAACAACGGAGCUUGCUGCAUGAGUGGCAUGCUGGAAUGUUCGUAAUUUUCGUAUCCCACCAAUGGCUCAGCUCUUCUCAUCCGGAUCCCCAGGGACGGCAGGUUGCAGUGCUGCGCGAUGCCCUGCGCGGUAUGAUUAGUGGCUCCGUGGAUGUAGCUGUAGAUUUCAUUUCCAGGACACACGAUAAGCGGAGCAUGUCGCAACGUACCAGACAAGAGAUUGCAAAGGGCUACGUGUUUUUCGAUUGGUUUGCGAUUCCGCAAAUCACUGCUCGUACGGAGGGUAUCAAUGAAGAGACUACGAGAUCUGAUGCUGCGUUGGCUGUCGGGAGCAUCCCCGCCUAUGUGGAAGUUUCAAACCUGUUUAUAGCUCUUGUUCCAGAGCAGCUGCACAAAGACACGGGCUUGCUUUGCAAUUAUGCAUCGUGGCUUUGCAGAGGAUGGUGCAGGGCUGAGCUAUGGUGUCACCUUUUGUCGAACAAGCCUGACACGAGCGUGGUGGUUGUUUAUUCGCCAGCAGAGGCAGAGUAUAUGUUCGCAAUGGACUGGCAGCAGAACCUCAUCUCCGAGGGAGACUUCACUGUCGAAAGUGACCGCUCUGCAGUUGUAAAGCUCGGCGAUAUGGCGGUAAUGAGCAAGAUCCAACACUUAUCAGACCACGGCCCUCUCAGCCACUUCCGAUUCUACCUGGCUUUGCGACCCAGGUUACUGGGAAGGGAGAGGAGGGAUCGCACACUUGAGGAAUUUCUUCUUCACUUCAGGUUCCAGAGCUUGCAGGAAGCGGCGGAGGAUGAGAGCUCCAUGAAUGGCACCAUGAGCGCCGUCAUGUCCGGAGAUGUGAAGAUGCUACAGCUGCUCGCCGCCAAUCGUGCAGACGUAAACUUCAAGCUGCAUGGGCUUGGCGAGCUGGGCUACUUCGACACCCAAACUGUUCUGAUGGCUGCUGCCAAAUCUCGGCAGGAGCCGGAGAUGCUUUCGGCACUCAUUCAGCUCAAAGCUGAUGUGGAGACAAGGUCCAGAUCCAACAUCGUUUGCGCAUACCUCGUCCGGUCUCCGGGGCACGUGAAAGUUUUGGCUGAUGCAAAGGCAGACCUGGAAGCAAGUUGGCCCUUAAACGGUCCGGCGGCCCUGGCUAGCACCGAAACUGUUGAAGCUAUGGUGAAGUUCCGUUGCGAUCCGAACUUUGACUAUGAGACGUUUGGAGUUAGAUAUGGCCCUUUACAUUCAAUGACUUUGUUUGGGCGCUCCAACAAACAUGCCGUAACGACUGCCCGCCUGCUGCUGGCACAUCGAGCCGAUGUCAAUGCACAGGCAAAGCCCCAAGGAGCCUUCGAACAGAAGUGUCGUGACUCGCAGCGGGAGGUGGCAGCCAAGGGCUUUGAAGCCUGUCCCAUGCAGACGAGAUUCGAAGCGAGUGCGCCGGGCAUCACUCCCCUGAGUCUGGCAGCGCUGAUGGGCCAUGAGGGCUUGGUGAAGGUCUACCUAGAGUUUGGAGCCGAGAUGAUCCCAAAUGGGCGUGGCGAUCUACCAGAAGACCUGGCAAAAAGGAACGGCUUCACCCAUUUGCUUCCACUUCUGGCCACCUUCGCGACAUGA